AUGGGUAUCAAGCAUCUCUUCCAGAUCAUCAAGGAGGAAGCUCCCGAUGCGAUCAAGGAGGGAGAGAUCAAGGCGCACUUUGGUCGCAAAGUUGCCAUUCUCGCCCUUGCUAACAGAACCCCCAGGUCCAUGAGCAUUUACUCCUUUCUCAUCGCCGUCCGAUCCGAUGGCCAACAGCUCAUGAACGAGAGCGGAGAGACGACAUCACAUCUUAUGGGUCUGUUCUAUCGUACACUCCGAAUGGUUGACAACGGAAUCAAACCACUAUACGUCUUCGACGGCGCCCCGCCUAAGCUUAAGUCUGGCGAGCUCGCCAAGCGAUUCCAGAGAAAGCAGGAGGCUACCGAGGGUCUUGAGGAGGCCAAGGAGACUGGUACCGCUGAGGAGGUUGAGAAGUUCUCCCGAAGAACAGUGCGGGUGACUCGCGAGCACAAUGAGGACUGCCGAAAGCUUCUGAAGCUUAUGGGUAUCCCCUUCAUCAUCGCUCCCACUGAGGCUGAGGCUCAGUGUGCUGUCCUUGCUCGUGCAGGCAAGGUCUACGCCGCCGCCAGUGAGGAUAUGGACACUCUCACUUUUGAUACUCCUAUAUUGCUCCGUCACUUGACGUUCAGCGAGCAGCGUAAAGAGCCUAUUCAGGAGGUUCACAUUGAGAAGGUGCUGGAAGGUCUUGGCAUGGAGCGGAAGCAGUUUGUCGACCUGUGUAUCCUCCUCGGCUGCGAUUACCUUGACCCCAUCCCGAAGGUCGGUCCUUCGACGGCUCUCAAGCUGAUCCGUGAGCACGGUGACCUGGAGACACUAGUUGAGGCCUUCAAGAAUGACCCGAAGCAAAAGUACGUCAUUCCGGACGACUGGCCGUACCAAGAUGCCCGAGAGCUGUUUCUCAACCCCGACGUGCGAAAGGCGGACGACCCACUUUGCGACUUCAAGUGGGAGAAGCCCGAUAUGGAGGGACUGGUGCAGUAUCUCGUCACGGAAAAGGGCUUCUCUGAGGACCGCGUGCGUUCAGCAGGCGCCCGCUUGGAGAAGAACUUGAAGAGUAACCAGCAAGUCCGUCUCGAUGGUUUUUUCAAGGUGAUUCCCAAGACAGAGGAAGAGAAGGCUGCGCAUAAGCGGAAGCUGGAUGCCAAAAACGAUGAGAAGAAGAAGAAGCAGAAGUUGGAGAAGAAGGAGAAGGCUGCUGCCAAGUCUAAGCCUCGUGGAGCCUAGAUGGACGUAUUGGUCGUCGGUUGGACAGGGGUGGCUGGAUUGCGGCAUGUGGUCUUUCCUUUGAGAAUAUUUAUCCAAGGUAUUAAAGAAAGGGCGGGACGGAAAGGUGCCUUUCAUGGAUUACUCUAGUGUGGGAUUCGGCGUUUGGGGGUCAAAAACGAGACCAUUUGCUCUUGGGAGGCAAUGUGGAUCUAAUAUUUUGGGAGGAUUGCUAUGAGUUGAGGACCAAUCUCCAUAGCGCGUUACCUUUCAAAUACAGAUUAUCUGACAACAACCUGGGAAUUCAUCUACAUGCAAAAAGGCAGUACAUGUACCCGUACAGACAGCCAGCCAGCCAGCCUCCCCCAUGACAUUGGUGGGACUGCGCAGACUAACCCACGUG
Molecule: messenger RNA, 1588 nt
Organism: Colletotrichum acutatum
Lineage: Eukaryota; Fungi; Ascomycota; Sordariomycetes; Glomerellales; Glomerellaceae
Product: XPG domain-containing protein
Exons: 3
Coding region: 1-1206 (401 amino acids)
Cellular component (GO): nucleus; cytoplasm
Molecular function (GO): DNA binding; 5'-3' exonuclease activity; 5'-flap endonuclease activity
Source: RefSeq, a predicted model, not a curated record